GAGGCGGAGCCGAGUCGGGGAAUCCUGCUCCCGGCGAGCGCAGGGCCCAGCAGAGCCGCCUGGCCGUCCGAGGGCUCCCGCGUCGGAGGCGGCGGGGAACCCCAGACACCGCCGGGCCGGGAGGGAGCCACGCGCCAAGCGAGCCGCCGCCACCGCCUCCGCGCCGCCCCCGUGGGCUGAGGGGGGCCCGACGCGUCUUCACUCCGCCCGCCGCCAGUCCCCGCGGUCCCGCCGUCCGCUCGCCGGCUCGUCUCCCGCGCGCCAUGCAGCCACCGCCUGCCCUGCGCGCGUAGGCGCCCGCCACAGGCCAUGCUGCCCCUGCUCGCCGCGCUGCUGGCCGCCGCCUGCCCGCUGCCGCCCGCCCGCGGCGGGGCCGCGGACGCGCCGGGCCUCCUCGGGGCGCCCCUCAACGCCUCGGUCAACGCGUCGUCUGCGGACGAGCCUGCCGCCCCGCGGCUGCUGGCCUCGGCUGCGCCCGGGGCCCCCGAGCGCCCCGGCCCGGAGGAGGAGGCGGCGGCGGCGCCGUGCAACAUCAGCGUGCAGCGACAGAUGCUGAGCUCGCUGCUUGUGCGUUGGGGCCGCCCGCGGGGCUUCCAGUGCGACCUGCUCCUCUUCUCCACCAACGCGCAUGGCCGCGCCUUCUUCGCCGCCGCCUUCCACCGAGUCGGGCCGCCGCUACUUAUCGAGCACCUAGGGCUGGCGGCGGGCGGCGCGCAGCAGGACCUGCGCCUCUGCGUGGGCUGCGGCUGGGUGCGCGGCCGCCGCCCCGGCCGCCUCCGGCCCGCCGGCGCCACCGCCGGGACGCCCACCGCGCUGCCCGCCUACCCCGCGGCCGAGCCCCCCGGGCCGCUGUGGCUGCAGGGAGAGCCGCUGCAUUUCUGCUGCCUGGACUUCAGCCUGGAGGAGCUGCAGGGCGAGCCGGGCUGGCGGCUGAACCGCAAGCCCAUCGAGUCCACGCUGGUGGCCUGCUUCAUGACCCUGGUCAUCGUCGUGUGGAGCGUGGCCGCCCUCAUCUGGCCGGUGCCCAUCAUCGCCGGCUUCCUGCCCAACGGCAUGGAGCAGCGCCGGACCACCGCCAGCGCCGCCGCCGCCGCCCCCGCCGCCGUACCCGCUGGGACCACCGCCGCCGCCGCCGCAGCCGCCGCCGCCGCAGCAGCAGCCGCGGCCGUCACCUCGGGGGCGGCGACCAAGUGACCCGCCCCACUCCUCCCCUUGUCCUCCCUAUGUCCGCGCUCUCGGUGCCUUUCCCGCCGGGAGACUCGGCCGGUGUGCUUCGUGCAGUAGUGACCGUUAGUUCUUCCGGGGAGGGGUCCGCGGAAGAGGCCCCAGCGUGUGGGAAAAGCCAGGUUUGUGCCGCGCUUCUGGCUCCGAAAAGCAGAUGCAAGCCCUUGCCCUGCAGGGUGAGAUCCGCAGCUUGGAAGACGGAGAGGAGGGAAAUGGGGCCCUUUCCCCUCUUUGCGUCCCCCUGCCCUCCUUCCUCCCCGCACCCACGUGCCCUAUAUCCAUGGCAGAAAAUGACCAAAUCCUGUGUAUUUGUUUUAUAUAUUUAAUAACUGUUUUAAAUGAAAGUUUUAGUAAAAAAAAUCAAAUUGCUAUUGCUGUAGUAAGGGAAGCUCUUUGUAUCUGAACAUAGUAAUUGAAGUUUGUUGUUUUUUAAUUUAUUUAAAAGGGGGAGGAGGCAUGGGAAUGAUUUAACACUGAUAUAUUGUUACCGCUGAAAAUGAACUUUAUUAACCUUUUUCCAAGUCGAUCUAUCCAGUGACGUGGCCAGAUGGGCAUUUCUUCUUGUACUUCUGUGUUUUUUUGGCUUUUAAUACAGACAUUUUCCUCCAGA
This is a messenger RNA of Globicephala melas (long-finned pilot whale), 1834 nucleotides long. It is a transcript of the gene TMEM158, whose product is annotated as transmembrane protein 158. Gene Ontology annotation, molecular function: peptide binding. The record is from RefSeq and is a predicted model, not a curated record. Lineage: Eukaryota; Metazoa; Chordata; Mammalia; Artiodactyla; Delphinidae.